This is a messenger RNA of Parnassius mnemosyne (clouded apollo), 3921 nucleotides long. NCBI's taxonomy places the organism in Eukaryota, Metazoa, Arthropoda, Insecta, Lepidoptera, Papilionidae. The record is from the annotation of a GenBank genome assembly.
AUUUGCAAAUGGUUGUCCCUAAGGCUAAAGUGCCGGAUAUUCUACGGCUGUACCAUAGUGGUUGUUCAGGAGGCCACCUGGGAGUUAAACGAACUCUCCUGAAGAUCCGAGAACGGUUUUACUGGGUCCACUGUCGUGACGAUGUCGAGGACUGGUGCCGCAAAUGUACAAGUUGUGCGGCUGUAAAGGGACCUCAAAUUCGUAGUAGAGGCGCAUUGAAAUUGUACAAUGUUGGUGCACCAUGGGAGAGGAUAGCCAUUGCGGGGCCGUUUCCAGAAACUGAAAGUGGUAACAAGUAUUUCAUGGUAGUGAUGGAUUACUUCACUAAGUGGCCAGAAGUCUUCGCCAUUCCAAAUCAAGAAGCUUCAACAGUUGCAGAUAAACUAGUUCAUGAAGUCUUCUGUCGUUUUGGAGUACCUUUAGAGAUUCACAGCGAUCAAGGAAGGAAUUUUGAGUCCCAAAUAUUCCAGGAAACUUGCCGAGUUAUGGGUACUCAGAAAACACGAACAACUUCUUACCACCCACAAUCUGAUGGAAUGGUAGAAAGAUUUAAUCAGACAUUGGAGAGGUACCUAGCAAAAGUUGUGGAAAAACGGCAACGAGACUGGGACAGGCACAUACAACCGUUUUUGUUGUCAUAUCGAAGCGCUGUUCACGAAAGUACAUCAGUGACACCAGCUUUCGCAAACUUUGGGAGAGAAUUGCGGCUGCCUGCAGACCUGAUCACCGGAAUACCACCUGAUGCCCCACGCAGUAUAACCGAUUAUGCAAAUGACUUGCGGAACAAAAUGAAUGACAUUUAUGAGCACGUCAGACAGACGGGCCAGCAAACGUCUGAGAAGAUGAAAACACGGUAUGACCGCAAAAUGAACAACAAGGGCUUUGAUGAAGGUUCACUAGUGUGGUUACACAAUCCAGUUCGCAGCAAAGGGAAAUCUCCUAAGAUUCAAGCUAAAUGGGACGGACCGUACCGGAUUGUGACAAGGAUCAAUGAUGUAACCUACCGGAUACAGAAAGGUGCCAGAGGUACUCAUAAGAUUGUCCAUGUGGAUCGACUGGCGCGUUAUUAUGGGACCAAUAAUGCUCGGGACGAGCAUGUCUUAGGAGGGGGCAGUGUUACGCGCCACUAUUAAUGUCUUGUACAUGGCAACACUAGUUACACUAGCGCCCCCUAGUGUCGAGUAAAUGAAAGUAUUGCGCGCCACUAUUAAUGUCUUGUACAUGGCAACACUAGUCACACUAGCGCCCUCUAGUGUCGAGUAGCAGAACUAGGAGAGUCGAGAUCCUUCCAGAAAUUUCGGGACCGAUAUGUACUCGAACAUUCUAGAUGUCGCUACAGUAGAAGGUUCUGGAAACUAUCUGAGGCCCUAUAUAAGACCGGUAUAGACCACGACCGGGGCAGUAUUGAAUUGGCGAUACAAGAGAAUACUUCGGAGCGAAAUAACGGCGAACUGUGUUUUAUUAUUAGUGUGAUUUUAGAUUGUAAUUAGUGUUGUGUAAUUAAAGUGUCAAUUUUGGUAAUUCAAUCGGCAGUUUUUAAUUGUCUCGAACCCCAAGUUCGUAACAAUAUCUAAUCUCUUUAAAAUCAAUCUAUUUACAUUUAAGUAUGCUAAUGUGCUGUAAUCAAAAUGACUUCGAACUAUACUUUUAUAAAGCAUUGAUAACAACUUUGGGUCAGCUCCCCAAUGCACACCUGCUAAUGAUUUUAACACAUUGAGACCCCUACAGGCAUUUUUACACAGAUUAUUUACAUGUUCUUGGAAAGUUAGCUUCUGAUCAAGCAAUAUACCUACAAAUUUUUUUGUCUGUAACAAAGGCAAUGGUAUAUUAUUAUAUUUUAAUAAAUUAUCAUAUGUAUAAUAUUUUUUGGAAAAAAUGAGAGCUCCAUUUUUACUAGGACUAAUGUUUAAUUUCAACAUAUUUGAAUAAAAAUCAUGAAUUUGCUCUAAUGCUAAAUUUAAAUUGUUUACCGCUAUAUUUACAUCUUUAUUUACAGUAUAUACAAGAUCAUCAGCAAAUUGCAAAAAGCUUAUAUUUCUGUUUCUAAUAUAUUUACUUAUUAAACAUGUAUAUAUAUUAUAUAACAAGGGAGAUAUAGUAGCACCCUGCAUGGUGCCUUUGUAUACAUUUCUAGGGCCAUGUAUUAUGUUAUUAAAUUUAACAUACAUAGUUCGGUCAUAUAGCAAAUUAAAAAUACAUUUAUAUACUUUUCCAGGAAUACCAAUCUCACACAGAAUAUUUGCCAAUAUGGAAGGAUCUACAUUAUCAAACGCACUUUGUAUAUCAAUAAAUGCACAAACUGUAGUUGCAUGUCUGUUAAAACAAUGAUUUAUAUCUGAGACAAAACUCUCUGCUGCACUUUUUCCUUUCCGAAAACCAAAUUGUUGUUCGGGUAAAAUAUUAUUUGCUUCUAUGUAAUAAUCUAGUCUGUUUUUCAACAUAUAUUCAAAUAAUUUUCCUACACAAGAGGAAAGUGAAAUUGGCCUGUAGGAGUUGAAGUCAUGUUCUGGUUUAUCAGGUUUCAAAAUAGGUAUCACACUGCGUUUUCCAAGACUUUGGAAUACAUUGAUUGUCCCAAAGCAUAUUCAAUAUUUUUUAAAUAGUUUUUUGACCAUUAACAUGCAUGUUGCUAAUAAGUUUGUAUGGAAUAUCAUCCAAUCCCGGAGUGGAAUCUCUCCUUGAUUGGAUGGCUGCAGUAAAUUCAUGCCAAGUAAAUUCUUUCAAUAGAAAAGAGCUACUGUCAGUACCUAUCUGAUUAAAUAUUGUAUUUAAGUUUAAAAUAUCUAUUUCCUUUUCAGAAGGUGUUGUUAUGGGUGCAUAUUUAUCUAAAAACGAAGGAAUCCAAUCAUCAUUUUUUGAUGGCUUAUGUACAGCUUCCGAACAGUCCGCGUCCCACCAAGGAACUGGUUUUCUCAUAACAAACACAUUAGGUUUGGAAAUUAUAGCCUGGAACUUUGACCAUCAUAUACAUGCCAAUCACAUAAAUGAAUUAAAGAAGGACUAACAAAUGAAAUAUCGAUAGAAGAUUGAUUAAAAUUAAUGCUUCCUACUGUAGUUGGAGAUCCAUUAUUUAAUAUGCAAAAAUUACAUUCGUCUAACAUGUUAUAGAUAUCAGUGCCUCUAGUUUUUGUUGUGAGACAUCGAAAAGCAAUAUGAUGAGCAUUUAAGUCACCUGAAUGCAAAAGUGGCGUAGGUAGACUGUUAAUAAUUGUUUUAAUCUUCUGACCUUAAAGCGACCUCCACUGGGUGGGGCAUAGACACAUAAAAUGGAUAUAUUACCUUGACUCGUAGUAAGGGUUAUAGCUACAGACUGCAUAUAAUCAUAGAACGGUGCGGGGACAACAAAAUAUUUGAAACUAUUUCUAAUUAAUAUUGCUACUCCACGUCCAUUUUUUCCAUUUUGAUUGAUGAAAUUAUAGUUAGGAAUGUUGAUAGUUCUAUUCUCUCGCAUUUAACAGGCAAAUAUCUAUAUCAUUCUCAACUAGAUAAUUAAUAAGUAAAGAUUUUUUAUUAUUAACAGAUUGUAUAUUAAAUUGUGAAAUUCGAAUAAAUUGUUUAUUCAUUGUUUUUAAGAUUACUAAUAAGCAUUUCUUUUAUACUUGAUGUAGUCAGUUUACGACCUGAGUUACCCAUGGCCACCAAUGCUCCAAUAAUUGAUUUCAAAAUAUUGUCAUUUGUUAUAAUUUGGUCAAUAAGUGUGUCAUUAUUAUAAAUUGUGGUAUUCGUUUGGGUAGUUUCCGUCUUUGAUUUGUGUACUUUAGGAGAGUCAUUAGAUUUAACUUGUGAUUGAUCUGUUUUUGAGUCCAUUGGUUUUUUUUUUGUAGGCAUUUAAGGGAAAUUUUCGUUAUAAUUGUUAAAUAAAUUCUUAGUUUGUUUUGUUUGUAAGACUUUAGCAUAAGUAGACCUAUUAUAUUUUUCAUC